This is a messenger RNA of Aspergillus melleus, 1014 nucleotides long. RefSeq lists its product as uncharacterized. Gene Ontology annotation, biological process: mitotic sister chromatid segregation. Gene Ontology annotation, cellular component: kinetochore; MIS12/MIND type complex. The transcript has 2 exons. NCBI's taxonomy places the organism in Eukaryota, Fungi, Ascomycota, Eurotiomycetes, Eurotiales, Aspergillaceae. The record is from RefSeq and is a predicted model, not a curated record. Bases 1 to 1014 code for a protein of 337 amino acids.
AUGGCCAUGCAUCGCAAAAUCGAACUCCAGUCCCCCGCGGACUUAACCUACCUCUACGCCAACACCGUCGCGCUCUCCCGACAGAAACUAGACCUUCAUCUUCCCCCGUCUGCUAACCAAAGCGAUGCACCGGAUCCGAUGCGCGAGCGUGUUCGUGAAUUAGUCGAUCAGUACAUAACCAAAACAUUCACCACCGCCUCCUCCUCAAUCAGCAUCAACGGGCUCGAUUCCUCCUCCGCCCAAUUCCCCUUCCCGGCGUCGUUCACGGCACCCACGGAAACAGUCGAAUAUGAACCCUACGAUACGCAUCUUGCGGCGCGCGUGACCUCGCUGUAUGCGCAGUUGGAGUCGUUGACGACGACGGUGGCGCAGGCGAGACGGGAUGCGCCACGGAAGGCGGCGAAGGCGUAUGCGGAGCAGCUGAGGAGGGCGAUUGAGGAGGAUGAGGAGGAAUUUAGGGAUGAUGAGGAUGAGGAUGGCGAGGGUGGGGAGGGGCAGGGAGAGGGCGUUGAUGGGGCUGCUGAGACGACGAAUACAGAGACUGCGAUGGAGACGGAUGAAACGGGGGAGAAGAAGGAGACCGACGGCCCGACUACAGGGGGUGAAGGUGCAGAUAUCGCGAUGCCGGAUGCAGAUGCGAACGCGGAUCAACAACCCCAGGACCAGUCCCAGUCACAGCCACAAGCGCAGUCACAAGAACAAGCACAAACACAAUCCAAGAAACGAAGCCGCGAGGACGGCGAUGGGCCUUCACGUCGGAAGUCGAAAGCCCGCAAGGCUCAAUGGGAUCUCAAGGUACCGCUGGGAACGGACCACGAGGCCGAGCGCUGGCGUACCGGCGAAGUGGCCGAGGUUUACGAAGACGCGCUGCGGACGCUGCUGCGACUCCAGGGCGAAGGCGACGAUGAUUCUGCGGCCGAGGGCUCGACAUCAGACGGAUAUGCGUUGGCGUCGACGGUUGGGAAAACGGAACGAGCGAGACAGGCCGUGGAGGUGGUCGAGAAGAAGGUGUGA